AGCGCGAUUAGCGCAGUCUUGUUUUUACGCGCCAUUUUCAGCUGGAAAGCGGCGUCUGAUGUGAUUGAGCUGCGAACACCGGAGGGAAGUCACCGGCCGCUCCUCCCGGCCACUCUCACAUCCUGAGGCUAAUUUCGCGAUCAUGCUGCUGCCUUCCGACAUAGCGCGGCUUGUCCUGGGCUACUUGCAGCAAGAAAAGCUUUCUAAUACCUGCAGAGCCUUUAUAUUGGAAAGUGGUGACCUAAAGGAGUAUGCGGAACACAGUACUGAAGAUGGAUUGGUUCCUGCUUGUUUACUGUCACUUUUUGGAAAAAACUUGAAAACCAUUCUUAAUGAAUAUGUGAUUAUGAAAGCAAGAGAUUCAAUGCCAGAAGCACCUGCAGUGUUGCCAUCCUUGUGGAGGAAAUUGGAGUACACGCUUUCUCAAAUUAGGAGUUUGCAACAGGGCUCUGUGGCACUGGCUACAAACCAGAGAGCUCGCACAAAAAAUGCUUUAAGUGAAUUAAGACGACGAGGAAAUUAUUCUUCAAGGCAGGUGGCAAGAGCUAACUCCAGCCUUUUGUCGAUUUCUCCACAAACUGAGCAGAGGAUUAUUAAACCUCUGUCAGCAAACCCAGUUGUAAUAACACACAGCACUGGAACCAGUCCAGUUAUCCCACAGCCUCGACCCGAUGUUUGUGCAAACCAGAUUCGUUCACAAGACCCUAGUCGGCCUGCUGCUAACCCAAGUGGUGAUGUUCUUCAUAUUGUUGUUCCUGGACCUUGUGACCGAAGGCUACAACCUGAACACAUUUCACCAGGGAAACGGAAAUGUGAUUCCCCUCGCAAAAGAGGUAGCUUUGUAUCAGGACAGAAUUCAACUUCUAGAAGUGUGGAGAAUGAAGUGGAAGAAAGCCAAGUAGAAAUUGCUGUUGAAAGUUUUCCACAAAGAGUAAUUGAAAAUGCCAGAGAGAAAAUCUUGAAGGACCGAUCUCUAUUGGAAAAACUUGCAGAAAAUAUAAAUAAAGUUAUGUUCAGUGAGACUAGUACUGGACACCCUUCAAAGCCACCAGACAAUAGUACUUCAUUACCGGAACAGUCCAUUGAUGAGAUCCUUGGCCUUGGGGAUGAAGUCCAUAUGUCCGAUGAAGCUAUCCAGGAUAUCUUGGAGCAGACCGAAUCAGACCCUGCAUUUCAGGCUUUGUUUGAUCUCUUUGAUUAUGGUAAAUCCAAAAGGAGUGAAGACGGUGAUCAUGGACAGUGCAGUCAAGAAGACUUGGAAAUAAUAGAAAAUAGUGCAAGUUCGGCAUUCCCUGACGUAUUUAACACCUAUCAAACAGAGGAAUUGGUGUCCUUACCUUCAAUGGCCUCUGAGAAAGUGUCAAGCGGCUAUAAGAAGAAAAGCAAAGCUGAUGGGACAAUGCAUAAAAAUAAAAUGUCAUCAGAAUCAAAUUCUACUACAAAAUGCACAAAAAAGGAAAAUCAAAUUUUUUCAACCUUCAACACAACUGAUGUAAACAGACCCAUGCUUUCAAUGGAUAGUCGGACGACCAGCAGCCAUGCAUCCAAAUGUAGCUGUUGGACCCAUGGAGAAGCCAGUUCUGUAUCUGACCUUCCUUCAUCUGUUGCUGCUAUUCACACAACUACUUCAGCAAUGUCAGAGUGUCAAGAAGCUGGGAACAUUGCUGAAAUGGAGAUUGAAGCCCAGUCAUCAUCUAUUUAUCAUGAAAAGGCAGAACUGUCUCCACUUACACAACAAGAGCUCAGUGAGGACCCUAUGGGCAUUGAAGAGUUAACUAAUCACAACGGGAAAGCAGAAUCAGUAUCCAAAUUGACAUGUCAAAAUGGCCUUGCUGCAGAAGCUAAUAAGUCUUCACUUUAUACUAAUAAGUCAAAAGCAGUUAUAAGUCAGCAUAAAGUUGAACAGCCAGCAACACAAACUGUGUGUGUUACAAGGACAAGUGAUAAAGCUGCAACUGUAGUUUGUACUAUACCACCUUCAGCUUGUUCUGAAGCAUCAGUUCAGUCAACUUUUGUAGUGCAGAAAAGUUCUGUAUGUGAGCCUGCUUCUCUGGAUGAAAGAAAGCCCUUAUCAGUUAACUCUGAUAACUCCUCAGUAACUAUAGUGCCAGAUCAGGAAAAUGCCAAGCGCACGCUUGAAAUUUCUAAAAGCCCUUCUUUAACCAAUGUCCUUGUUUGUACUGUACCUGAAGCAUCAAAUAGUUCCACUGUAAGCUCUAGUUCAGUAAACUCCCUUAAACCUGGUGCGAUUAAAACGUGCACUGUUUCUUCUGAAGUGGAGUUGCCUGAUCCAGCAGAGCCAGUUUCUUCCUCUGCUUCUUCUUCUAAAUCGAGCUCUGAGGUUAAGGGUAUAUCCCUUCAACAGAGUUUUGUUACUCCAGGCCUGACUGCUGCAGCUGAAAGUGUUUCAACUAACAUGGCGUCUAAGUCACACCUCACCUCCACUUCUGCAAAGACUGAUGUUAUUUCCACCUCUAAAAUGUCAAAUGCUGAACCUUCCAGCACAAUGGAGGUAGAUCCCACAAAUAUUGUAACUCUCAAGAUAAUAAUUAGUGAUGAUCCCAAACAGUCUUCAUCAGAUCCAGAAUUAAGUAAUGCUGUAUCUAGUAUUACAAAUGAAAAUGUACCAACAAUUAUAUUGUCCUCUCCAGGUGGUACACCCUUAAAAGGCAAAGGAUUGAGCCAACCUUUGUCAAGUAGCAAUAAUGUUGCUGUUACUGAAACCAAUCCUAGUUGCAAUGAGUGUGUAAGUACUGAAGAAACAGAAAGUACUACAAAUAGUUCGGGGUUGGCGGAGGAGCCUGAAAGCAGUGAGCAGAAUGUUGCAGCAACUGAAGUUGAAGCUAUGCCUGCACAAAGCAUUACCUCAAGUAAUGUGACCAUUAAUAUACCACAGACUGAUGGUACUCUGUUGUCACAAAAUCCAGUUAGCCUAUCAAAAGACACUGGGCUUAUUCAACUAUUGCCUGCCACUACCACGUUUGGGCAAUCCAACAGUGUCCUGAUAGCAACUUGUGUGCAAGAUUCUGCAGGGCAAUCUUUGAGGAAGGGAGAGGAACCAAAUAAUGGGAACACAUUUAUUUUGGACCACCAAGGAAAUUCUACAAAUGUCUUAAUGCUACCAAGCAGCUCUGCUUCCACCACUAUAUCGACAUCAGUUCCUCAAGCUUUAUCAACCCCUCCAAGGUCGAGCACAGUUUUUACCAUGGGACAGCCUGUAUCUUCAAGUUUUUCACAAGGUGCAGGGUCAACUUUUAUUAUUACAUCCCCUGUCCAGCCAGUGCUGCAAGGAAUGAUGGGAAUGAUUCCUGUUUCAAUAAUGGGUCCGAAUAAUGGAACUUCAUUCACAGUGUCGCCCCAACAGGUUCUCCGUAUGCCAGUAUCAUCAUCACUUGGCAAAAAGUGUAACAGAUUCAGCAAACUUCCCAUUUCAAGGAAACCACCGCAAUUAGCUGUUCAGCCAAGCACCUUAAAUGCAGGACCGUCAUCUGUUAUUGGCACUUUCAUUUCAAUAGAUCCAUCAAUCACACAAAGUAAUUCUCGGCCUCUCAGGGGUGAAAAUUCAGACCCGAAUAUUCCUGUAGACCAAUUAGGAAAAUCAAGAGAGUACCCAGUGGAGAUACCUAAUGCAUCAAGCUCAAAAUUGAGAUCUCAGCGCCAUAGACGAGUACUUUGCUUUGAUAAUGCAGCUGCCACAGAAUCAGACCAACCCAAAAUGGAGUCUAACACCAGUCAAGAGAAAAAAGAAAACUGUACAGAUAACAUAAAUCAAUCUGACAGACUUUUUAGUUCCCAGCACAAGGAGAGGUCUGAGAGGACAGAUACAAGGGUUAAUAAAGGGAGGGAAAUACAGGGGAAAUCAGAGAAAAAUAAAAAUUUAUCUUCUGGCCCAUCUUAUGAUUCAUUCCACAAAACAACAGCUAAUAAGGAAAAUGAGGCAAGUAGGGAUCAGGUUAGACAGAGAGGUAGAGAAACUUCUGAUCUUUCAAAUAUUCAAAUGCAAAAAAAAAGCUCUCAAAGUGAGAGACCUAAUUCUCAAACUACCAUCGCAGACAAGGAUGGUAUAAAUAAAAUUCCUGAAUCUCAGCAAGAGUGCAAAAAGGGAACCACUGCUCUUGCAUCCUCUCAAGAAACUGCUUCGAAAAGGAAUCCAGAUAAAAGUGAUAGUUUUAGCCUGACCAGCACACUGACUAAACAGGCGGCUGAGAUGCUGCAGGAUAUGCAGAGGCAAAGCCCUGCCCCAAAACAAACUAGUAAUGCUGACCUAGCUGUGCCCAGGACACCAGGCUGUAACGUACACGAAGGACCGGAUGAUUGCUCAGAUUUUCAACGGACUCCACGCAACAAAGGUUUUGGAGAUGAGAAGGCAUCACCAAGGGUAAUGGUACCUCCAACAACACCAGACAUACCAGCAUGCAGCCCAGCAAGUGAAACAGGAAGUGAAAACAGUGUUAGUAUGGCUGCACAUACGCUAAUGAUUCUCUCGAGGGCUGCAAUUGCAAGGACUACUGGUACCACACCUCUGAAAGAUAGCACCUGUCAAAUCAAGUCUCCACUUAGCCAGACAAAAAAAAGAAAACUAGAAGAACGAGAGGAAGAAUAUAGACAGCAGUCUUUAUCCAGCAGGGCAGAUCUUCAAAAUUCCAACUCGCCUGGAAAGAAGAAACGGUCAAAAUCACAUAAACACAAGAGAAAGAAACACCUGGACUCUUUUCCUGUUGAAAUGGAUGUAGAUAAAUUUUUGAGUUCACUGCAAUAUGAUGAAUGAUUAUGCAGAAUUCGAUAUGGCCUUAAUUUCAUGAAGAACUGAAGUGUUCUUGUAUCCUACUCUGUUCAUCCUAUAUCAUAACUGAUUCCUGGUGUUGACAUACAAAAUUCUAAAUAAAUUACAAUGCCCUCGUAACAGCACUUAGUACAGUUGUUGAAAUUUACUGAGCAAGGUCACCUUUGCACGGUGUAGUCGAAGGGCAAGUCUUGUAGAAAAUGACUGACAACUAGAUUAUGCUUUUUCUGAAACUUGGCCUGUAUAUUUUAAGUUGCAAUUGUUAUUAAUAUUAUCAGUCAACCUGUAAAUACUGUAAAGCUUUGAACUAUGCUUUAAUAAAUUUACUUUGUGCAAGGGAGCACAAUUAACUGGCA
Molecule: messenger RNA, 5139 nt
Organism: Carcharodon carcharias (great white shark)
Lineage: Eukaryota; Metazoa; Chordata; Chondrichthyes; Lamniformes; Lamnidae
Gene: npat
Product: nuclear protein, ataxia-telangiectasia locus
Exons: 18
Coding region: 143-4768 (1541 amino acids)
Cellular component (GO): nucleus
Molecular function (GO): protein binding; transcription coregulator activity
Source: RefSeq, a predicted model, not a curated record